CGCUAGCGGUCGCGGGGUGAUGACGUAGCCGUCGGAAAAUGGAGAAAAAACACAUGUCCGCUUUUGAAUUGUAUCGCAUGAUAUCGGCGCCUUUACCCCCCGCCAAGAAGACUUGCUUGCAGGUGUCCGCUAAGAAGAAAAAGCGAAAGGAAAAUGGUGUCGCAGCCAAGACAGCCAGCAGCAAAGCUUUCACCAAGACUGAAAAGAAGAAAAGGGGAAAGAAGAUCUUAAAAGCUGCUCAGACGGUUAAGAAGACCAACAGAGUUGAAAAUGAGGAGGAUUGUGAAAAUGGAGAUGAUGAGACGCUAGAAUCUGUAUUGACUGACUUGGCAAAAGUCAACAACAGCAGGGAGCGAGCAAGCAAGAUGUUCCAAUGGCUUAUUCACCCCAUUCCCUCCAAGACCUUCUUCAGGGAUACAUGGGAAAAGAAGCCCAUUCUUGUCAAACGUCAGAAUCGAGAUUACUACAAGGGACUAUUCUCCACUGCAGUGUUCGAUCAAAUAUUGAGACAAGAUGAUGUCCAGUACGGAGUGAACUUGGAUGUCACUAGUUAUACCAAUGGCAAGAGAGAGACACACAAUCCACCAGGGAGAGCCUUGCCUUACACUGUAUGGGACUUCUAUGAGAGCGGCUGCUCCCUCCGCAUGCUGAAUCCCCAGGCCUUCUCCUCCAUCGUGUGGAACGUUCUGUCCAUCCUUCAGGAGCAGUUUGGCAACAUGGCCGGAGCCAAUAUGUAUCUGACGCCACCCGGAACGCAGGGCUUUGCUCCACAUUAUGACGACAUUGAGGCAUUUGUGGUUCAGCUGGAGGGAAAGAAACGUUGGAGAGUGUACAGUCCUCGGACAGAGGAAGAGUUCCUGCCUGUGUUUUCAAGCCCUAACUUCAGUCAGAAAGAGAUUGGGAAGCCCAUCCUUGAGGUGGUCCUGGAGGCCGGGGACCUCCUCUACUUCCCCCGAGGGUUCAUCCAUCAGGGCGACUGCCUGCCAGAUGCACACUCCCUUCAUAUCACUAUCUCCUCUUACCAGAAGAACAGCUGGGGAGACCUGCUCAUGAAGGUGGUCCCGGCAGCAUUAGAAGUAGCAAUGGAGGAAGACGUGGAGUACAGACGAGGCCUGCCGCUGGACUACCUAACAUACAUGGGAGUGCAGAAUUCUGACAAGGAUGAUCCCCGCAGGUCGAAAUUCUUGUCUCAAAUUGAGAGCUUGAUGAAGAAGCUGGCAAGUUACGCUCCGGUGGAUGCUGCUGUGGAUCAGAAAUCCAAGGGUUUCUUCCAUGACUGCCUGCCCCCCGUGCUCACUCCAGAGGAACUGGCCAGCAGUGUGCAGGGAGCCCCCAUCAGAUGGGGACACGACGAGGUUUUGGACGUUGGGGCAACUAUCAGAAACCAGACCCGGGUCCGACUCAUUCGCGCCGGGUGUGCCAGGCUGUGUUGUGAUGGAGAGACAGUUCAUUUAUACUACACCACUGAAAACUCCAGAGUUUACCACAAAGAGGAGCCGAAGAGUUUUGAAAUAAAAACAGAGCACACAGACGCCGUUGAGUUUCUGAUCCACUCAUAUCCCAAGUUUGUGACGGUUGGAAGUUUUCCAUGUGAUUCACCAGAGGACAAAAUCACUUUGGCUGAGCUGCUGUUUGAGAGGGGGAUUAUCCACACCGCGGAGCCUCUGUAAUGGACAGAGUUUCGUGACAGUAUCUGUCAAUAAACGUAUCCAGAUGAACGGAUUCAACUUUCUGUUAUCUGUUAUGGACGUAGACAUUUUCAAUUCUGGCAGCUGCAUAAUUGCGGUUGUACAAAGAGGUUUUGAAUUCAGAAUAUUUCUGGUGACAAUUGACCUUUUGCAAAGUCCCGCCCCCCCCCUUAGUUACUGUUGCUAUGCCCAUCAAGCGUUUCAGAACCAUCCAGGAAGUAGCCGGAAAACACCAAAACGUGAAGGAAGAAAUCAGCGCAUUCCCAGAGAAAAUAAGUGAUGUAUUUUGGAGUAAUUCAUCCUUAAUAUCAUCCCGUGAAAGGCAGAAGGGGUUACAGUAUGCAGAAGGGAUACUUUCAGAAUAUUAAAAGUAAAACUGACUUGCGUGGACUCCGGGCUGCCGGGUGCGACUGUAAUUGAGAGUAAAGCUUACCGGUCGCAAUCAGAGAAACCCCAUCAACUAAUUCUGAAACACACUGUGGACCAAUUGCGCUCUUGCACUGUAGGGUAAGUUAAAUAUUUCAGCUAUUAUUGGUAUAUUUUUAAUAAUCCAUUGUCAACACUGUAUUACAGUGUUGACUUUGGCCAAGGUGCCCCAUGGCGUUCUCUUAUCCAGGCUUUUUCGGGGGUUCUGUACGGGCUCCUGGGGGUCGGCGGUUUGGCAAAGGACAUGCCCUGGGGCCAGGGGAACCGCCCCAUGAUUUUUUUAUUUUUUUUUACCUUCAGACCAGAACCGGUAUUUUCAACAAAAUAAGGCAAACGAGAUGCCACCACAGGCGGGAUGCCUUUGCCGAAAGGCCAGUCCCCACCUGAAGCUCACAGAGGGGGAGAAACCUUUAAAAGAGGCCAGAUAUGGGGAGGUCAGACUGGCCAGAGACCAUCCCAGGGCCCAGCCAACCCUGCCAGCGGGUCUUUAUGCUCUGAAAAGGUGGAACCUGGCUAACCUGGGGCUAGGAUAACAAAGUUAUGUUCAUGGGCUAGCUAUCAUUAGCUAUCGUUAAAUUAGGUAUCUCUGGCCACAGACUAGGCUGGUUACAUUCAGCAGGUAACAGUAAUAAUACGUUAGCUAUAUGAGCUAUCAAUAAUGGCUAGUAGCAAGCUUAGCUUGGAGCAGACAGGUAUUUUUGUUGAUUUUGGGUGGAUUAAGCUGGUCAUGGGGUCUGCUAUACUGCGAAAUCCAUUGCCGGCAUUGCGCUUCUUGCGUUCUGGGUUUCGGGAAGGGAAAGAAAAUUACACCCCCUCCAAACUUUUCACAUAGAGUAUCCGAUUUGCAGAUCCCAUAGGCACACCGUUUCAGCAUUUUGCUGUCUGUCUGAAAGCUUGACGGACCUCCCUCACAUAGGAACCGUUGCUAAGGUAGGAUUGGACAAGCCCCGUUCUGGGGCGGUACUUUGCAAAAGGUCAAUUACCCUUCAUAAGAUCAUACAUAUUUUAAGAAUUUACUGUCCCAUUCAGCAUCAAAUAACAGAUUUUUGUAAAUCCGUUUUUUU
Messenger RNA from Lampris incognitus (smalleye Pacific opah), 3178 nucleotides. RefSeq names its product ribosomal oxygenase 1 (gene riox1). The transcript has 15 exons. Bases 39 to 1670 code for a protein of 543 amino acids. Gene Ontology annotation, molecular function: histone H3K36 demethylase activity; histone H3K4 demethylase activity. The record is from RefSeq and is a predicted model, not a curated record. Gene Ontology annotation, cellular component: nucleolus. Lineage: Eukaryota; Metazoa; Chordata; Actinopteri; Lampriformes; Lampridae.